Molecule: messenger RNA, 774 nt
Organism: Gekko japonicus
Lineage: Eukaryota; Metazoa; Chordata; Lepidosauria; Squamata; Gekkonidae
Gene: SCRT1
Product: scratch family zinc finger 1
Exons: 3
Coding region: 1-774 (257 amino acids)
Biological process (GO): regulation of DNA-templated transcription
Molecular function (GO): RNA polymerase II cis-regulatory region sequence-specific DNA binding; DNA-binding transcription factor activity, RNA polymerase II-specific
Source: RefSeq, a predicted model, not a curated record
AUGCCAAGAUCCUUCCUGGUUAAAAAGGUCAAGCUCGACGAUUUCUCUUCGGCGGAUCUAGAGAACUCCUACAGCAGAUCGCGGACGGACUUCAACUCCCGGAUCCAUGACAAGGGGACCAUCCACGGGGGUCUCCGUCGCCCCCCUCCUCCACCUCGUGUGGUCCCGAGAGCUCCGGCUAGAAUCCGAGGGGUGUUUCCCACCCUCUGGCCUGGGCUGCUGCUCGCGGCUGUGGGCGGCGGCGGCGGGGGCUCCCGCCUGGGCCAGGCGCCGGGGCCGGGGUCGCAGCAGCCGCAGCCGCAGCCGCAGCAGCAGCGCCACACCUGCAGCGAGUGCGGCAAGACGUACGCCACCUCGUCCAACCUGAGCCGCCACAAGCAGACGCACCGCAGCCUCGACAGCAAGAUGGCCAAGAAGUGCCCGACCUGCGGCAAGGUGUACGUCUCCAUGCCGGCCAUGGCCAUGCACCUGCUGACCCACGACCUCAAGCACAAGUGCGACGUGUGCGGCAAGGCCUUCAGCCGGCCCUGGCUGCUCCAGGGCCACAUGCGCUCGCACACCGGCGAGAAGCCCUUCGGCUGCGCGCACUGCGGCAAGGCCUUCGCCGACCGCUCCAACCUGCGCGCCCACAUGCAGACUCACUCCGCCUUCAAGCACUUCAAGUGCAAACGCUGCAACAAGACCUUCGCCCUCAAGUCCUACCUGAACAAGCACUACGAGUCGGCCUGCUUCAAGGGCGCCGUGCCGCCCCCCCUCAGCCCCCUCGAGGCUUGA